Molecule: messenger RNA, 624 nt
Organism: Lachancea fermentati
Lineage: Eukaryota; Fungi; Ascomycota; Saccharomycetes; Saccharomycetales; Saccharomycetaceae
Source: the annotation of a GenBank genome assembly
AUGAAUUCGCUAAAACAAACACAACGGGCGUCUGCGCAGCGCAAGCAGGUCUACAAGCCCAUCCUCGACAACCCUUACACGGACGAAGCCCACUUGUGGCCACGGGUCUCGGAUCCGGCGCUGGUGGCGGAGUUGACGCGGCGUCACGUGAUCGCCCCUCUCGCGCACGCCCGUUCCAUGGCGCUGGCUCCGCCGCUGGACGUGCAGGUGGGCUUCAACCAGGUUGUCGAGUACCUGGAGACCGCGCCAGCGGGCACACGCGCGCUCUUGUUUGCGUGCACGCGAGAUGGUGCUCCGGCAGUGCUCUUCGCGCAGCUGCCCGUGCUGGCGCGCGUCAGUGCUUGCGAGGUGACACUCGUACAACUUCCGCGAGGCUCAAACGCAGUUCUCGGUGACUGCUGCGAGGGACACGAUGGGCUGCUGCUCGUUGUCGAGAACGCAAAGUUGGACGGCCAGUUCGCAGCGCGUCUGCGUGAGUGCGCAGGCGAGCAGAACGCGGCCCCGUGGCUGAAAUUCGCGGAAUCCCGGCUGGGGGUGCUGGCGACCAGUGUUCCCUUGACCAAAAAGGCCGCAGCCAAGACCGGAGCUGCCAAUGCAGGCGAGAAAGCGAGUGGGAAGUGCUGA